AUAUAAAACUCCAUAGAUAGACCAAAAGAAACAGUAAAGGAGAGGAGAGGAGAGGAAACCCGUAAUCCAUUAUUAUUCAUUUCUCCCCUUUUCCAUUUAUUUAGACAACCUGCUACAGUCGCACAGACAGGAAGGUAGAGACUACUAUAUCUGUGUCUGUCCCUUUGUCUUCAAGAGUACUUAAACCGCCAGUUGCAGGCAAAACAUCUUUCUUUUAUCGCCAACUACUUUAGUUAAAGAAGGCUUCUCUUAAACAGCUCUUUCAUUCUUCAUCAAAUUUUCUAACUUAACUGUCAAUUUCUAGUAUUUGUAGACAAAGAUGGCUUCUCUCACACCAAUCUCUCAAACCCAGUUUUUAUUUAACAAACCCCUCCUCAAAUCCUCAUCUCCUCGUCUUGAAACUUGUUUUCAAUCAAGUUUUGUGUCGAAAAGGUUGUGUUUUCAAUUGAAAGUUCCAGUCUUUGAUAGAAUGCCUUUGAAAAAUACUGCUGUUGUGGCUGCUACAACGGCUGAGAAGCCUAAGAAGAGGUAUCCAGGUGAGGCAAAAGGGUUUGUAGAGGAGAUGAGGUUUGUGGCUAUGAAGUUGCAUACAAGGGAGCAAGCAAAGGAAGGGGAGAAGGAGGUGAAGGAGAAAGAAGAAGAAGCUGUCCGUAAGUGGGAGCCUUCUAUUGAUGGCUACUUGAAGUUUUUGGUUGAUAGCAAGUUGGUUUAUGAUACCCUUGAAGAGAUUGUUGAAAAAGCUUCUUUUCCUUUUUAUGCUGAGUUCAGAAACACUGGACUGGAAAGGUCUGAAAAGUUGGCAAAAGAUUUGGAGUGGUUCAAAGAACAAGGCUAUAACAUUCCCAAACCUUCUUCUCCUGGUGUUACCUAUUCACAGAUUCUGCAGGAAUUGUCAGAGAAGGAUCCUCAAGCAUUUAUUUGUCACUUCUACAACAUAUAUUUUGCACACUCUGCUGGUGGUCAAAUGAUUGGGAGGAAGGUAGCUGAGCAGUUACUUAACAAAAAGGAGUUAGAAUUCUAUAAAUGGGAUGGUGACCUUUCCCAGCUGUUGCAGAAUGUCAGGGACAAGUUGAAUAAAGUUGCGGAGGGCUGGACCAGAGAGGAGAAGGACCACUGUUUGGAAGAAACAGAGAAAUCAUUCAAGCAUUCAGGGGAGAUUCUUCGCCUAAUAUUAUCAUGAUGUUUAUAAUUGCUUGUAGUCUUUUGUAAUGGUGCAAGCCUUAAAAUGUUGAAGUUGUUUCUUUUGCGUGGUAACUUUACUUCCAUUGAAAUCAUUUGACUUCUGUUAUUGUGUAAAGAACUUCAUUCAAUGUACAAAUAAAUUCAACAAUCAUUUGGCCAA
Molecule: messenger RNA, 1342 nt
Organism: Populus trichocarpa (black cottonwood)
Lineage: Eukaryota; Viridiplantae; Streptophyta; Magnoliopsida; Malpighiales; Salicaceae
Product: heme oxygenase 1, chloroplastic
Exons: 4
Coding region: 320-1180 (286 amino acids)
Biological process (GO): phytochromobilin biosynthetic process; heme oxidation
Molecular function (GO): heme oxygenase (decyclizing) activity
Source: RefSeq, a predicted model, not a curated record